Cutaneotrichosporon oleaginosum is the source of this 1707-nucleotide messenger RNA. RefSeq lists its product as uncharacterized. Gene Ontology annotation, molecular function: prenylcysteine oxidase activity. The record is from RefSeq and is a predicted model, not a curated record. NCBI's taxonomy places the organism in Eukaryota, Fungi, Basidiomycota, Tremellomycetes, Trichosporonales, Trichosporonaceae. Gene Ontology annotation, biological process: prenylated protein catabolic process; prenylcysteine catabolic process.
AUGCUGCCUGUGCGCAACCUCCUCCUCCGCCAGGAGGAGCCCGCCGCCUCGCCGGCCGCCUCUGCGGGUUCAUCUUCCCCGACUCCCUCGCCUGUUGUCUCUGAGACGCCCCCUGCGGCUCAGCCUUCUUCCAACGCCACGGAAGCUGCCGAGCCGCCUGCUGUAUCGGUGUCGAGCACCAAUGCGACCGUUGCGACCACGCACCGCAAGCGUCGCAUCGCCGUGGUCGGCGCUGGCGCAUCUGGAUCAGGCGCUGCGUUCUUCCUGGCCCGCGCUGCGCGUGUCGUCGAGGCGCAGCUCGGUCUUGCUCCAGGCUCCCUGCUUGAGAUCGUUGUGUACGAGAAGAACGACUAUAUUGGAGGCCGUGAGUGCGCCGUUACCGUGACUGAGCCGUUCAUGGGCGAGAAACUCGAGCUCGGCGCCGCGAUGAUGGUCAAUGCCAACAUCAACCUCCGCAAGGUCGCGGCCAAGUUCCACCUCCCCCUUAUUGCCGCCCCUGGCGGAACCGCUGCCCGUAUGGACAUGUGGGACGGCAAGAAGGUUGUUUACUCCAACACGGGCGUUGCGUGGUGGGACAAGCUUACCAGCGGCAUUCGUUAUGGUUUCCUUUCGCCGCUUCGCCAGGCUUCCGCUGUGACCAAGUUCGUCGAGCGCAUGGCGCAAGUCUACUCGCCGUCGUUCCUCGCGCAGCGCGGCACCGUCAACUCGAUUGAGCAGUUUGUCGCUUCGCUCCAGCUCGGAAGUGAAUACACCAGCCGCUCGGCGUUCGAGUGGGCGACCAAGGUCGUGGGCGUCUCGGCCCGCUGGGCAAACGAGAUGAUGGACUCGAUGACGCGCUCCAACUUUGGCGCGGACGUUACCCAGGUGCACGGCAUAGCCGCUCUUGCUGGAGCCUCGGUCUCGGAGGGCGCCCUCUUCAUGUACGGCGGCAACAACCAAAUGUUCCAGGCCAUGCUGGCGGACAGCGGCGCUGAUGUCCGCCUGUCUACCGCCGUUACGGACAUUACUGCGGCUCCCGGCGGCGGCUACAUUGUCUCCUCGGCCAACGCGCCAAGCAACACGACCUACGACGAAGUGUUCUGGGGCAAUCCAUGGCACCUUAGCCCUGUUGCCAAAGGACUCCAGUUCACCACGCCCAUCCCCCCGCAGGAGUAUGUGCGCCUGCACGUAACGUACGUGGGCACCACGGCGACGACGCCGCCGCCGAAGUACUUCAAGCAGGGGUCCAAGGUAGUCAUGGCGCAGUCGAUCUCGACGACGGGCGAGCGCGCGCGCGGCGGCGGCGACGCCCCCGCCUUCCAAGUCCUGCUGUACCACCUGGCGUACCCGAUGUCGAGCAUUGUCCUUCUGUUCUCGCACGAGACGCUGUCCGACACCGAGAUACGCGACAUCUUCGGCGACACCAUCACCUGGACGCACCGCAAAGAGUGGGACGGCGCGUACCCCCUCAUGAAGCCCACGACGGUGUACCCGCCCGUGCAGCCGCGCGCGGGCUUCCACUACCUCGCGGCGAUGGAGCCGUGGCUGUCGACGAUGGAGACGCAGACGAUCAGCGCGCGCGAGGCCGUCGCGCGCGCCGUCGACGCGUGGUGGGGCCUCGGCGUGGCGCAGUGCGACGCCGGCUCGAGCUGGGACCUCGCGUGCGAGCCCGCGCCCCCGCCCGCGAUGACGCUCGAGGAGCUCUUCAACUCCAUGGCGGGGCAGUAG